ACAGCGAGUCCCUCUUUCGAUUUGGAUCUUUUGCGAUCUAAAUGACACUGAGUCGUGCAUACCUUAGGAAAGAAUUCUCUUGCAAAUCACAGAAUUUUUAGUUUCGUCGCCCCUUGAUAACCGGACAUCAUCUUUCUCGGAACCAAUGAUGAAUGAUGAAGAGAUUCAGCACAGAUUGAUUCAGAGAAGAGCUCUCUCUUGACAACUUCUUCAUUGACACCCAAUACAGGUGUUGGAUCCCCUUCUCAUCACAUCAUUUCAUAGUUUGGAGAGUUGUUCCGGUUAUAGACAGUUUUGAAAAAAUGACAUCCUCUCCAGUUUCCGUCGUACCCGUAGAGGCACCCAAAGAGGAGCCCCUAGAGCUGUCCCUCUUGGCGGAAGUAGAGAAGAAUCAGCCAUGGAUUUGCCCGGCUUCCGCUAAGUCUAUUCGAACCGUCAAUCCCAUUCGAGCCAUUGUGGAUCCGAUCGUGGCCAACAUGAAAACGGGAGAGGAACGGGGAGAUGGCAAAGAUUUGAUUUCUUUGGCGCUGGGAGACCCCACAGUAGCCGGGAACCUCCCUCCCUGUCCCGUGGCACUGACUGCCGUGGAGACAGCAUUGCAAUCACAAGGCCAUGCCGCUGGAUACGUCAAUGCCUGUGGCGUUCCAGCCGCCCGAGAGGCAAUCGCACGCUUCCACAAUGCCAAGUCGGCCGAUGCCGUCGUCAUUGCCAAUGGCUGCAGUGGUGCCUUGGAACUGGCCUUGACGGCACUAUUGGAUCCUGGAACCGUCUUGUUGGUGCCAUCUCCCGGAUUUCCACUCUACCAAGUCAUUGCCGAAUCUCACGGUGCCAGUGUGGUGCACUACCGCUUGCUGCCUGACCAAAACUGGGAAUGCGAUCUCCGGCACAUGGAGGAACUCCUUGGACUUUAUGGGCCUCAUCGCGUCCGAGGGAUUCUUGUCAAUAAUCCCUGCAAUCCGACCGGUGCUGUCUUUUCCCGAGCGCAUCUCGAACAAUUGGUGGCGUUUGCGGAACGGCACCGACUGCCCAUUGUGGCCGAUGAAGUCUAUGGAGACUUGACAUUUCAAGAACAUCCCUUUCAUCCCAUGGCAUGUGUGGCCAGUGGAAAAGUACCCGUCAUUACGGCCAGUGGUUUAGCCAAGCAAUUCUUGGUCCCUGGAUGGCGAGUCGGAUGGAUUGUCUUUCACGAUAAUGUUCAAGGGUCUCUGAGAGAGGUAGAGGCCGGCGCCAAACGUCUAGCACAAGUGGUGUUGGGAGCGUCGCACUUGGUGCAGAUGGUCGUCCCCAAGAUAUUGGAUAGCAACAAUCAAGAGCUGCGACAGUGGAAAGCAGACCUCAAGUUGACACUGGAAGAACAGGCCAAGUUUCUGAGUCUCAAGUUGAAGGAUUGCCCAGGUUUGGAAGUCAAGGAACCACAGGGAGCCAUGUACUUUAUCUUGAGGAUUCAUGUCUCCAAGUUUGGGCCUGCCAUUCAAUCCGAUCUGGACUUUAGCUCGCUGCUUCUGCAGGAAGAAAACGUCUUUGUUCUUCCAGGAAUAGCGUUUGGAGUCCCGGGCUUUUUCCGCGUAGUCUUUUGUGGCCCCGCCACGGUUUUGGAGCAGGCUACCAAGAGGAUCCAAUGCUUUUGUGAACGUCAUUUUCAGGCUAGCUAGCUGAGCACUCAGGCCAAGGCAUAGAAGAAGAGGGGUGGAUGAGAUGAGUGCUGUGGCUGUUUUGGAGGAUAUGCACUCGGCAACAUUCACGUUUUUAGAGAAAUGUAGAUUUCAACAAUCCAGCAAGGCUACCUUAUCGUAACGGUAGUAUACGGAUACAUGAAACACAUUGUUUGGUUAAAUGAUAAAACCUAGAUUCAGGUCGUCUACAAGCAAUUAGAUUUGCGCACACAGCCAGUGAAGAACGUGAAGGAGUGCUGUGGCACCUGCGUCGUUCCAUUUUUUUAAAUAAAUUGACUUGGUCUGCACGGGCACUCUUCAUGAGCCUUUCCCUUGGGUGCGGUACAUCGUACCCAGCUUUGCUGUCUGAUAACUAC
Molecule: messenger RNA, 2029 nt
Organism: Seminavis robusta
Lineage: Eukaryota; Bacillariophyta; Bacillariophyceae; Naviculales; Naviculaceae
Source: the annotation of a GenBank genome assembly